UUGCUCUGGUGUUGCACUCUUUCAAGGGAUAGUUUGUUUUUUUAAAGUGGGGUCAUACGAGGUGCCUGUCCUCUACCCACAGAGGAUGCUGGUUAGCUUGGCCCCUUUGUUGAGAAACUAGACUCUACUUUGCCCUCAGAAAGUCUAACUGUUUUUGCAGCAUUCACAGCGUGAGUCCUUCCACCAACCCACGGACAAACUAUAUCAAAUAAAACGAAAUGUUAAGAAUGCAGGCACCCUGUACAUAUUUUUGUGGGGAAAUUUGUGAACUUAGAGGUUGGCUUCAAUGAUUAAAAUUUUAAAAAAAGCUGAAACAUUUUAGUUUAAAGCUCUUGGGAGGAACUUUUUGUUAAUGGGGGUUACGGUGCCCCUAAUGGACAAAGAGGUACCUUGAAUGUCUUUGUAAAUUUGUAUGAGUAAGUAGCAUUUUCCAGCAGAGACUCUCAACCUGUUUCAUUAGAAAUUACUGAAAUGUAAAAACAAAACGUAAAAAUUGAGUUUGCCAACCAGCAUUCUGAGACUUACCAUCUAUCAACUGUCUUAGAUAAAAAAAAAAAAAAAAAAAAAAAAAUAGGGGUUCGAUAGGUUGACCAUAUUCUGACUUCCCAAAAAGAGGACACAACUUUGCGGGGGCAGAGUUAUGGAGUUGCACAAAGUUAAUGUAAAGAGUUUUUUGGUUCGGAUUGAGUGUCUUUUACACACUUCUAACUCAGUAAACCUACGUGAAACAAUAUGGAAACUUACGUACAAAACCGCAGAUUUUAUAAACUUCCCCAGACAAAGCCAGACAAACCUGGACAGCCCCCCAAAAAGAGGACAUGUCUGGGUAAAAGAGGACGUAUAGUCACCCUAGUGUAUAAUUAAUCAGUCUUUUCCAUGACGACAUGGUUUGCUCCUGUAGGUCACAAGGAGACUUCAGUACCAAUUUCAGUCUGAUUGUAAACUGUCUGAAAACACCCCACCGUAGCUUAAAAUGAAAUUUCCAUGUUCUUUUCACAAUAGUCAAUCUUUACAUUAAAUAGGCUAUGCUUUAUGGUGUAACCCCACUGAUCGGUGUGUUGUAGAGUCAUGAUGCAAUACAAUUGUUGCGGACUGAAUUAAUAAUUCUUUCAUAAAGCGGUGUUUGUUUCCAGGCAAGAAAGUCUUUAUCAGGUUACAGUUGUAUUCUGUUUGGUUACAUUUCAAAGAAUGUUUAAAAAAACUCAAGAACUGGAAGCCAAAGUGGCGGCUUGACUGAAGACAUUGUAAAUCCUUUUUAAAAUAGGGAAUAAAGACUGAAUGAUUUCAGUAGUUUUGAGUAACCACUGAAUUUUUUUCUUUGUCAUUGCAACAAUACUCGGUUAAAAACUAUUUUUUAAAAAAACUGUUCAAACAAUCCCAGUUGCAGUGACUCACGAAAUACGGAAAAGAAACAGCUACUUGCACUCAGGGCAUUCAACGUUGCAUCAUUGCGCAAUAAGGAUACGAGUUGCCGAGCGGAGAUAAAUCAGUUCAAAUCCUCCCUCCUUUCCCUCCUUGUGACUGGUCCUUGCCUCUGUCAGUCAGGGGGAGGGGUGCACCGCUAAUUUCUAUAUGCCUGCUUGUCAAUUGAAGAGUCAGAUUGCGUCCUCGCGCGUGGCUGUCAGCAGCAGUGAUCCUCAGUGGACGUCCACAGCCUCUCUGGAUCUGGGAUUUCUACUGAACCACAUGAGACGCCUCAGAUGUGCGUUUACCUGCUCUCUCUGAAACCCUUGCUUUUGGAUUCUGCUUCCACUUGAAACGCAUCCGCAAACUUAAGCCUCGUGGUAUUUUCCAGCUUUUUAAGUGAGCUGCUGUGUAAUGAGGUGCAUGCCCGAGGGGAGACUUUCCACAGAAGUUUGAAGGAGACUUUUGAAACUGUUGGAGUUACAUGUGAAGUGUACAUUGCAGAGGGUUCAUGUGAUUAUUUAUAAUCCGACAGAAGCGGACUCUUUUACUCUGGGAAAACUUUUAGGGAUUUUUGAACAUGUUCAGCAAGUGCUCCGUUGUGUUAUUGAACGUCCUCUUUCUGGUGCGGGCGCUCUCGGCUCACGAGUGCACGCCGUGUAACCUCCGGACAUGUCCCGUGAAAGCCUCUCUCGCCUGCGACGGUGGCCGAACCUUGGCCAGGGAUCCGUGUGGGUGCUGUGACCAGUGUGCUCGGCUGGAGUGGGAGACUUGCGGUGGACAGGACUGGGCGCACGGCUACUGCGCCCUGGGACUGACCUGCGCGUCUGUCAACAAAACAGGAGCAGCUACAGUCCCUGAGAUAGGAGUAUGUAAAGGUGGGUACCUGUCUGAAACGAAAGCAUGUUACUUUUGGACAGUUCAGUGAUUAAAAGUGUCAUUGUGGAGUUGUAAAAUAGUCUAAUAAAAGAGCUGUGGGUGUCAGUUCUUUCAGCUCUCAUCUCUUUCAAGUGGCUGGAGGGUAUGACUAUUGAAACGUCACUCAAACCCUGCCUGAAGUGACUGUGUCAGUGUUUACCUUGUCUCUGGCUGCCUGCAGCAGCCCCUCAGGUCUGAGGGGCUCUUGACUGCCAAGAGAGGAGUCAUGUUCAGCUGCUCUUUCUUCUCCUCAAUGCUUCAUUCACUCUCAGCUCUGAGGCAUGACAAUAAGUUUGGCAGCAGCGAUUUGGCACCAAAUGACUCUUGAGCGUUUUAAAGGCUCUGUCCUGUUUGCUUUACAGCUCAAAGACACAUGUACUCAAAAAAAAAAGAGUGGGUGGGAGGUGAUGAGACAAAAAUGAGUGUUUGAAUCUGUGUGAGGGCACAGUUGUGUAAAAGCCAUGGCGUGACAACAAUGAUGAUUGUGUUUGGGACUUGGACUCUGCCAUAAUAUGAUAAAUAUGCUGCCCUGACUUGUCUUUAUUGUUUACACCAUGUGCUUUGAGUGUGUAACUCAAAUAUAAUAGUUUGACAGCCUGAUUGCACAAGUCCCCUGUAGAUGUUGACUGUGACUCAACAGUGUUGCUCUGUUCUUUUCCUGCAGAGCAGAGCCCAUCCUUUUGCUCAUUUUACGCACAAUUUCAACAACUUUUACGACUUCAAAGAAAUGUUGAGGGUGUCAGGUUCCUCACAGUAAAUGGAGUAGCAACCGUGUCCCCUGAGGAAUAAAUAACUGCCAUGAGGACCCCCCUCCUGCCCCUCCACCUGCGCUGUCUCCAGCCUCUUUCUGGAUGAUUGAAAGGGACUGACAUGACUAACAGAGAGAAAGCAGCUCUCUGUGGGUGUCUGGAUCCCCUGACCCUGCUCUAUCUCUAUGUGGGGUGGUCCAAGUCAGGGCUCCACAAGGGUUUUCCAGGGGUCUCAAACCCCCAGGCCAUCCCAGGAGACACUUCUGUUGCUGCUGAUUGUGCCACAGGUACGAGUCAGGCAACGUCUGGAGGAUAUCUCUGCAAAUUAACAGCUUUGGAACAAGCUGGAGACCUAAUGGCUCCUCUGAUUGAGUCGUGCCUCAGCUCCUGUGGGUCCAGAGGCCUCGGAGCAUGCCACUGACCUCUAAAUCAGAUACUCAUACACACACAAAGCUCAGUAUCCCAAAGGGUCUAGGUGGGGGUAAAUCAACACCUCCCAGUGUGUUUCCAGGGGCCGCAGUAGGCAGGCUGCUGGAGGCUGAUCCCAGAUUUCCCUCCUCAAGCUGCAAGAGUCUUAAAGUGAUUAGACUUGCAAUCAGGAGUAGGGGGUAAAUGUUUCCGUUUUCUGAUCCCCUGCUUUCUGCUCACGGUUUUCAUUUUCUGGGUGGUCAAAAUCUGUUGUCACCCCGAGGUGACAAAUGGUGUGUAAUUGUUCUUUGGGAAUGCCUUACUCAGUUCAGUUGUUGCAUGUUGGAUGGAAUUGAAAAACUUGUUGAAAUAGCUCCAAUUACACCCAUCUUGACCUGGAAAUGUUACAUAACUUACACGCCGAUCCCUUUUAGAGAGGAAGUAAUUAAAUAAAGGGCUUUUUUGCCAUGACAUCGAACUACUUUUAAUGGUGUAAUAAUCAGAAAGUAUCACAAAUUAUGGUUUAUAACUAUAAACUAUAGCAAGUUUCCCAGAUUUCAAAACACAACUCCUGGAUGUUGGAAUUCACCUCUGAUAAAGCCAAAAAAUAUCAGGUAUCAACAAAUGAGCCAGGACAAAACAGUAUGCAGGAAAUACAGUAUGCAUGAUACAAUAUGAAUUCUAACAAUACAAUAUGAUACAAUACAAUAAGAUUUGAUUGGAUACAAUAUGAUUCAACAUGAUAGAUUAAAUUGACAUAUGGUACAAAUGGAAUACAAUAUGACAUCACUAGAGAUCUUGUAAAUGAGAUCCUGAUCUGGUUAAAUAAAGGUUUCAAAAAAUUAGAAUACAACAAAAAUCUACCUAGGAUUUUAUAUCCAUUCAUUAUUGUUAAGGAAAUGUUAUUACUGUUGGUGCUGACAAAAUUCCUGAAAAGAGAAACAACUUUGCAUCUUGAGUUAGAGGUUUAAGUCUGCCAUGUAAGGACAUCAGCACCUGCUCUGGUCAAAAGUCCUUUAUGUUCUUCACCUUAUCAAAUAUGCUCAGUGAGCUGUCAGUCAUGCAGAAUUACUCAGUCUUUGCAGCUGAAUAACUUGUUUUGAUGUUCCUAUUGUGUUUCUGUGUCUAUCCACCCACGCCAACUUUCCCCGAGCUCGAGAGGCACUUAACAUACCACGUAACAGAAUGUCAGUCGUACCGGGACGUUAUGUCCGCUGCACUCUUUCACAUGCCGUCUACUUCUCCCUUCCUCUGGUAUUAUCUAAUGUUUCAAAGACUUCCUUUUUAGCUCGCUAUCAGCCAGAGGGCCUCUAGAGGUCAGCUUUCCCAUCCUGGCUCGGGAUGCCAAGACAAGCAGUCUCAGUAGCUGAGAGAGGAAUCCCGGGGGAUGAAGCCGCAGACUUUGGCUCGAGUCAUGCCAAGCCAGAUAAAAGAUAGCAAGACUGGACUAGACCAGGGUCAGACCAAAAAGGGUCUAAGCCAAAGUAGACUAGCUAAGAUUGAACUGGGCUGAGAAGCAAAUAAAUCAACAGGACAAAGCUUUUAGUGUCAAGCUUUUCUUGAUUGUUUUGACUUCUACCUUUUUUUCAUCAUGCCAGAUUUAGCAUCCCACACAGACAGGCACCCCUGCCACCUCCACUACCUCAAACGAAAACACCCUCCCAGGCACAGGAAAGCCCCAGGAUGGAAAAAAUGUGGAGUUGAGGAUCAUUUUAAGGUGAAAGGAAAUCACAGGGAAAAUUUUGGUGUACUUUAUUGAAAAGGCUUCUUGUGCUUUGCCAGUCUCACUUGCCGUCUGGGAGAGCUAUUAAGAGCACAGGCUGGCUCAGGUUAAAGGCAGUAUUACAACACCUUCACCUCUUUGACUGGCUAGUGUUCACUGUAGUGCUUCUGACAGUCAUCUAUCAAUGAGGAGUCAUACACGUGUUGAACCCGAAUUUGGGGAGAAUGUUUGCAGGAAGGCUUUCUUUAAUCACACUGAUUCACUUUGACAGCAAUAUGUUUUACAAUGAGAGACUUUUUUCCUAUAGUGAAAAUCUGUUUUGGAUGAAUGUGAAUCAACAUUUGUGCUGCACUGGGAUUUACGACAUCUUAAAGCAAAGCCACAGAUUGAAUUCCAAAUCUUUCCAGUCACUUUGGGUCAUCCCAUGAUUGUUUCUUUGACCCCUGACUGAGAAUGGUAAUAAUCUUCUCCUUAAGAGGUCAAUUUAGGUUGUUCCAUUACAGAAGAGUAAGAAUGCUUGCAUGGAGCUACUUUAGGGUGUGAUGAGACUGUCCAGACUGGACAAUUCAGACUGUUGAUUAAGACUAGCAAUAUAAAUGCAUGGGAAAGGGUUACUCAUUGUUACAGGUAGUCCCAUCCUGUUUACUCUGCUGCCACUUUCACCAGGCUAGACAACUGUGAAGGAAGCUGAUUUGGAGGUAUAUGCAUGCUUUUAUUCCAGCUUGCAUGAGAAAGAAACACUCUGGAGCAUGUGUACAUUGGGGCCCUUUAAUCCCGGGGUUCUGCUGCUUAUUCAGCUCACAUGGCACUAACUGGACACAUUCCUCCCUAUCAUGAGGUUUCAUCCAAGUUGGAAUGAGCCCCAAGGUGCCAUCUGAGGGGUAUAGGCCUCACUGAGCGAAGAAGGAACAAUAUGUGGGUAUGGUGCAAGUGGCCUUGGUACAGAAGAGGCGUUCCAGGAGCCAGCAGAGAUUGAAACCCUGGGAGGGCCCCAUGCUGUGGAACAAAAGCAAACAAAUGGGCUCAAUGGCUGAAGUAGCGUGGCACGACGAGGAGGGAGGAGGGAUGGCAGCCCAGAAAUACACUGGACACUUCAGUAAUGUUGCUGCCAGGGCUAUGUGUUGCAAGAGAGGCUGUAAGCUGGCUAACCUCAAUACACUUUUGGGAAACAAAUGUAGGUUACUGGCACAUUUGAGCUUGUGAUUGCGUUGCAUCGGUAACUCGAGCCAGUGUCGUUGGAUUUCCAGGAAAGUGGGCAAAACAGCCAAAGUUAAAAGUUCCUUUCUUCUCCUAUCUGAUUUUCUUCUGUAGUGCUCCCUGAUCAUCCAGAGGCCGGCCUAGAGGAUGAGCGCUGUCCCCUGAUGACAGGCUGUGACCGGGCUGGAGGUCAGUGUGUGUGCGAUGCCCGUCACUCCUGCUUGGGCUCUUUCACCUACCCAGACCGAGAAACCUGCAUGAAGGCAAGCAAAUCAGGUAAGCCAUCUCCUUCCAUCACACAUGUUGAAACACAGAUGCAUGCGCUGAAUCAGACUCAAAGGGAAUAAUGCUGUCUAUUGAGAGGAGCUAAUCCAUAACAGAUGUGGCUCUGAGGUGACUAAUGCUACUUACAUAUCAUAGUGAUGACACACAUGCGAAGGCUUUGUCAAGUGGGUCCCCGCUCACCCUUGAGUGGUGCCAAUGUCUGUGACUCAUUGAUGACUGUUUGUGUGUGUGUGUGUGGUUGAUUCCAGAGGGUCGCAGGCAUGAGCACAGGGACAGACACAGGGAGAAGUACGUGGGACCAUCCAACCCAGCCUGCAUGUUCUCUGGGUGUAACCUGACCGCUGAGGGCUGUGUGUGUGAGUCUCAGAGCUGCCACCACCACUUCGCCUACAUCAACCGCAGCCAGUGCCAGGAAGCUGCAGGUAAACUUCAAGUGACCUGCAACUGGAACAGACAGCCACACAGCACUAGCACAGUGCCUUUAGUCAGAUGAAGUUCUCCAGUGUGAACAUAAAACCUUUGUUGCUGAGUCUGGAAUAAUGAUACUGCAACAUGUUUUAUGCUUGAUUUUGUCAUUCAUAUAAAGUGUGCCACGACUUCACUUAUCAGCAGCCUCUUGGACAAAUCAGCUCUGGAUUUUAUCCUCCUUGUUCUGUAGCUUUAUAAUUGUGAAAGAAGUGAUAUUAACACUGACAAACAAAAACCGUGUCAUUUAUGAUUACUGCAACACCUCUAGUUCAAAAAAGGGGCCCUAUAACGCUCCUGUCAGAACGUGUGUUUGCAUAAGUACAUUUUUCCUCUUUCCUGGUCAUAUAUUAGUUGUGUUUUCUGAUUAAGCAUUAGUAAAUAGUUAAUAAACCAAUUAUCUGACCUUAUCAGAGACUUAUGAACAAUGCUAAAGCUCAAAACGUGUUCAUUAAAGCUUGACACUUAAAGACACUUAAAGGUGCCCAUUCUUGGAAACUUAACACUUUAUAUUGCUGUCAUGAGCACACGUAUUAAUUAUAAACUUGUUACACAUAUGUAGGAACUUUUUGCCAAAUUAUUGUUGUAUAUAGGUAACGUUGAAAAUCUAAUAACGUGUGUCAAAAUUACUACAAAGUCAAUGUGAAUUAAUAUUAUAUAGGUGUUUAUUUCACGUAUUUUAACUGUUUAUAAGAUUCUAAUGAGAGCCUUUAAGUGACUAAUAAGGAAUACUAAAUAUGCCAGUUACGUUUUUAUAAACACUUAUUCAGAUUAAUGUAUAAUUUUAAUAAGUGGCUUUUAGGACAACUAUUAAAAGUACCCUGAUAUAAAGUGUUAUCAGAUAACAAAAGUUGUUUGUGUACCGUGCCGUAACUCAGUUUGUUGACAGCUAGCUUGUAGCAAUGAUCAUAAGUUUUAACAGCUACUAUAUGGAAAUGGGUUAUUUUAAGUCGAUGGUUGUGUUUGCUUCAUUAACAGUUAUCGCUUGGAAACGUUAGCAUUUAUUUACCUUAGCUUUGUGGCAAGUCAAAAACUCCUCACAGGAGCUUUCAAGUCAGUAAAAUGGCUAGGGAAGGGACUUGCUACAGAUAUCAACUAACCUCUGAAGCAGAAAAUAAGUUAAGUGGUUUAGUAAAAUGAACUGGCAGACUGAAAAUUGUCAUGUGGGGGUAAUGAGCUGCGAUGAACAGAUUCUCCAGGAGGACAGCUGGAAGAGUGGCAUGUUUAUUCAAAAGUCAAAUCAAGCAUAGGAUGUGAAGAGAGCUCAUUCGUAAAACUUGGGCUGUAGACAGUGACUUGGAAAAGUUCAUGUCAGGCAGAUAGGAUAUAUAAAUUAAAUGCAGAGUUUCAUUAGUUUUAUUAGAUAAAAAACUCGCACAUUGUCUCAUUUGAUGCUAAACUAGUAGUAAAGAAUGAGUCAUUGGCAUUUUUAAUGUUUUUCUUGGAAGUAAUAGUCCCUUUAGUAUCAUAAAGAACCUUAAAUCUGACUCAUAUUUAUUGUACUCAUUGGUGCCAUUAUUAAUCUAGAAUGCAAAAGAAUUUAUAGCUGUGACAUUUAGUGCUAAACAUAUGUAAUAAAUUCAAACUUUAAUGUCUGUUUUGAUUUCACAAGAGCUUAAGAGUAUGAGUUUCAAACUCUUAGCAGUGACGGCAUCAUAGAUCAUUAUAAAACAUCCAUGGCACUUCAAAUCUUCUUGGGAAUGGGUGGUCACAUGGGUAAAAAAUGACUAGCAGGAAAACAAGAUACAAAUAUGAAUAAAAAAAAAAAGUUAAGAUGCUAAGUGUAAACAUUAACCGAUGCAUAUCAUGACUGAUGAGAAGCAGUAAAACUCAAUGUUGUGUCUCAAUUUCAAGUAUAAGGAGUUGCUAAGAGACUCGUAGUGGAAAAAUGGAGUUCAGGAGUUUCUUAGGCACAAUACACAGUCCCUAAAGAGUAUAAGAUGAAUGCCUUCACUGUGUUUCACUGAUUAAAAAAAUCCCUUGAACUAUGUGAGCUCAUACAAGUAUCUUUGUUUACUUCUGCUCUUAGCAGCCUUGCUGAUUGACACCUGGAAGUGAAAACCGUUAUUGGCAGAGAGAGUUAAGCUCCUCGGUUGGAUUGUGAGGUGUCUUUUAGAUAGACAAGCUCUAAGUCGUGACUGCCUUCUGAGUGACGUUUACAAAAUAAGACAGGGCUUCUUCUGAGUGAACUCACUGAACUUUGGUGUUUGUUUGGGGAAUGAUGUCUAGCUGGAAAAGCUUUAGCCAUAAACUAGAAAACCUUGAGAUGUGAACUCAAGAGGUGAAGUGACUGAUAGAAGCCUGAUUUAUACUUGUGUCGCAUUUACUCUACAGUGUAGCACAUGCCAUAAGUUUGCUUAGCCCUAGACCAUUGCAGACACCUAUAUUUCCCCUUAAAAGACUAUGAGCUUUGUGUCUGGUUCCUUGGGUAGCAUCUUAUCUCCUGCAUUUACAUUAUUUCUGGUAUGAUGUAGCCGUUAUGGUUCCCUGUACACAAACAAGCUGCUGACAAUAUGAUUGGCUCAGAAAUGGUUAUUAGACAAGUAUUGUAGAGCGAUGGUGCAGACUUCUCAGGUGUAGUCAGUCCAGAAGUAUAAACCAGGUUAAGGUCUGAGGCAUGUGACCCCUACUGCAUGUGUUUAAAUCUAUGUGAUCUUUUUUUUUUUGCUUUUUAAAGAAGAAAUACAGUACAGCCCCUGUAUUUGCGGUAUGUUUAUGCCUCCAUCACCGUUACUAAAAAUGUGCAAUGCAUAUUUGAGCUAAUUCAGUCUGCCAGUAACACUGAAGUUAUUGUAGGAAAUGUAUGUGUCUGUAGGAGCUUGUUUCAAGCAGCUUCCUCUGUAAAUCCUGCAGAAAGUGUGUUUACCAAAUGUUCCAUAUUUUAACGUUUCAUCAUUGAAGUUGGUGGUGUCCCAAUGAAAGAUCUACAGUUAGUCUUCUCUGUUCUGUAUCUCUCUCACCCCAAAGCCUGAGCUCAACAGAUGACAGUCUAAACUAACACAAGCAGAAAUCUGUAAACAACAUUUUUCAGCAGCUUAUGAGUUCUCACUGAAACACACACCCGCCCCUCUGAUGGCCCCUCAUUAAGUAAGAAACCAGGAUGUGUUUGUGUGUGUGUCUGCAAGAAUGCAUGUGCACACUUAUGUUUACAUAUGUUUAUAUCCCAAACCCUGUGUGUGUGAUAAACUUAUAUGAAUGGGCAUCUGAGCGUGCAUGUCUGCAUCUGUGUUUGUGCGUGUGUCUGUGUGUGAUAAUUAUCUUGUUUGUGUAGAUGUCUCGGCGGAGAAUUUCCUUUGUCUGUCACCAGCAAGAGCUUCCUCUGUAACCACACCGGGACUCUGUGGUUAGGAUCUUAGAGUGACUGCUUCUAUCAACCCCUCGUUGUCUCUGGACACAAACAGUUAUUAAGAUCUGUGUUAGCAUGCCCUGCCAGUGUGUGUGUGUGUGUGUACGUAUCUAGUAACCCUACAUCCAAGGAAUGAAAGCCCUGCGAUCAGACUUGUCUUCACAUGCAUUGAAGCAGUCCUUGUGUCCACACACAGAUAUCAGUCAGUAGAUAGAUUCUCUGUCUCAGACUUCAGAGCUUACACAUGGUUAUAGUUUGCCCUCUCACUUUCUCUCUGAUUCACUCAAUGGUCUUGUCCCCUCAUCCCUUUUCUGUGACUCACUGUGAUCUGUUCAAACUCAACAUCUUUUCACCUCAUCACAGUCGGUGCAGAUGUUGCCUCUUGCUGUUUCAGUGGGAUAUUUUUAAUUGUGGGUUCAUGCACCAUUGCAAAACCUCCUAUCAGAAGCUGAACUCUUUUCCAGACGUAUUACUGUCUUGCAGGAAAAGAGGAUGUGAUAAGUGUAGAGGAAAGCAGACAGAGGAAGAUAGGAAAUGACAACUUAGACUAGCUAUUUUGUUGAGGUAAUUGUGUCAAAUACAGCUCCUGUGGCCAUCUCAGUGGGGUGGUGUUUGUUAAUUUUACAUCACAGGAAAGCUCGCAUACUCCAUUCAUGAUAAGACCUCUCACUGCUAUUUCGGAGGAAUUUCCCUGCUGCUGUCCACUGACUGGAACAGGCAGCAGCAGUCAGUGCAUAUUUCAAAGUGUUUAGGUGAUUCAUCCCCAUGGCAUCACCUACUACUAACAUCUGCUCGGGAACAGUGAGCGUUGAAAGCCGAGGUUUGCUAAAGCUUUUAGGUUGUCAUUUUAUUAAUACAUGAUACAAGCUUGGGUAUCUAUUAAAGUUAACUUCCUCUAAAUAAUUAGGAAUGGUUUAGUUUAAAGAUAUUGUAUAUUUUUGAGUGCCAGUUUGUUCUUUUGAGAGUGGCUAAAGUUAGCAGAGCUAGCACCACCUGCAUAACAAGUUGACUAAGUUAACACUUGUGCUGGACAUAGCUUCUGUAUAACCUGAUCUUUAUUUUCAAGAUCAAAAUACUGCGAUGCAACAGGCGAUCCCAUCUAUCAUCUGUGCUUGUUUACAUGGGAUUAGUACAGCAUUAUCACAUUAUAGCAGUAGUCAUUUGCCAGAGCUUUAACCAUUAUCAGUAGCGGGGGGCUUUGCUUCUGCUGUGACACAAUAAAUGACCAGUAUUUCAGCCAUAUAAAUUGAUGAAAUGACUGAGGAUUCUGGUGCUGACAAUGCAGGUGACAAUGUUUUAUUCACUUCACAUGCAUAUCAACCUACUGAAAAUCCAUACAAGACCAGUGCAUUAAAAAAAGACAUAAUAUUCAUGUCAAGCCGAUCAUUCUUUAACAUUUUAUAGUGUUGUAAAUUAUUUCAUGAUACUCUACUUGUAGCAAAUUAAUAUUUUGAGCAGGUACUUGUUUGGUGCAUUGACAUUGUCUUGCUAAAGGCCGUGUUUUUUAUACAUGUAUUUGGACUGGAUCAACUUUUUUACAUUUGCUUAUACUUAUGAAAUAAUAUUGAAAUUUUCCCACAAAGAUAACUGAGCGUUCACAACAGAGAAGUUGUGUCCAUGAUGGUGCCAUGGCACCAACUGACCUUGCUUCCACAAAUCUACCCACCUGUGCCACCUCCGUCCCGCUUCAAUCUGUGCUUGUGAAAGGACCGUUAGUUCUGCUCGGCUGCAGCCUCUUUGUGGCAAAGCUAUUACUGGCUGAGCCAGACCGCGGCUGGCUGGUGGGGGCGUGAGACGUCUCAGUGGCUCUAUGGCCCUGUUGUACCCUGCAAGCUGCUCGUUUCCCAGUGUGUGUGUAUUUUUUAGGAGCGUAGGUUGUGAUUUCAAAGAGGAAACAAAACUCUUGUGUGGAAAUUGAGACAAAGAACUUCCCUUUAAGGCAUGCUGGGAUUGCUCUCAACCUCAGACCGCUACUCUUGGUCAGCCGCUGACCAAACCAGUCAGCACAAGGCCAGCAGGGAAAGCCAAGACACACACACAAGUCUUGAAUAUCCCGCUCUUACUUUCUCUCAGUCCCCUGAAUUUGGAUCUAAAACCUCAGCUUAUUGGCCUGACCAUGGCUAUUAACAAAUCAAAGACACCCUGACUGCAGCUAAAACCACUCUUCUUGUUCCCAGACACAUUACUUCUAUCAUCUUCAAUUUUUUUCCCUUCCCUCUGCAAGGGAGCAAAUCCGUAUGGCUACAAUCCAUACAUUACUCAACUGCUUCUUCCACAGUUUCAUCAACAGCUGUCUGUGCCUAAUGUGUCUCACAGACUUGUGUCUACAUUUAUUACAUAAGGGCUAAGGUAUUUUUUGCAUUGAGUCCUCUCAGUGACAAUGCACGUGACAACCUUUCCAUUUUUUUCUUUUUUUUUUUUUUUGAACUGUGUUUUGUGCAGUCUACCCUGCAGCAGAGAAUGUUCUCUUUUACAUUUGCGUUUUGUGCCACAUAUGACAAUAGACUAUGCAUGGUUUUAGUCUCUCUCUGAGGGACAGGCCCUUUUUUUCCUGAAAGGAGUCCCCCUGUGUGCUCUGUCAAAGGCCUUAUCUUGUUGGCCAUCUGAUGGCAAGGGAAGGGUGUGUUUCAGUGGAAUGCACACAGGCUUUGUCCACUUGCUAUGCACACACACAAACAUGAAAACGCUUUGUACAAAUGUGCACCUUUAUGUGGACAUUCUCAUUACCUAACCCAAACAUAGUCAUUCACAGCUGCAGCGGUGUUACUUACGACACCAAAAUCACGUUUUUCAUCUGCAAAUAUUUAGCCAAAGAGCAAAGAGCAAGGCGUGCAGCAGAUGCAGGCCUGCCGACUGCAUGCCUCUACCUGACUACCCCAAGCUUCAGACCAUAGUGUGAAGUUCCCAUAGAGUGUUUUGUCUGCGUGACCCUGUCUGUUCCUUGUGGCCCAGACCUCCUCCUAAACCUGCUGCACAGUCCUCACACAUAUACUCGCACAUGCUGGAACACAUGGCCAACAAUGCUGACUUUCUCAGCUGUAACUGCUGGUGGGCACCAAGCCAGGCCCCCACAGCUUUACGUGAGACACGGCCCUGAUGUGUCCCUUUGCGGAGCAACUUUAUAAAACCUGAGGACGGACCAGAAACCCACGGAGGGCAGCUGGACUGAGACAGCUUUGUUCUCAUCUGACUUGCUUCCAAAGUCAGUCGGUGAACAGAACUCACAUUGUGUGCUUUUUCCAUGAGUAAACUCAGGCUGUCAACACAGCCUCCUCUGCCUGGCCGAGCCGCUCGGGUUCGGGAAAAGACUGCGCUCCUUGUAUGCAUGCUUAAAGGGAAGAAAAACUCCAUUUAGAUAGGAGGUGUGUUUUUUUUCUUCAAUGAGCUGCUGAAUUGCCAGAAAUAUGCUUUGUUUUCAAAAGAGGCCAUUCUGUGGUAAUGAAGCAAUUUCCGUAUCCCACCUCUUCGAAACCAGCAUCAGGUGCGUGUGUGGAUGUGUGUCUGUGUGACUCUCUAGAUAUUGUUGCAUGUUGUUCAGCGAGGUCAAAGGUUUCCCGUUCUAUGCUAUCUUACAGUCGCACAGAAGCACAUGUUUUCUAAUCUGCAAAGAGCAUUUAUCAAGCAUACCAAAUCAGGCCUUUGUGUUUGUGCAGGCUGGAGUAUGACCACCAUUGUGAUGCAAAGAUUGGUUCAGUGGUUGCUGACUCACUAAUUAUAGCCAUUUUUGCUCAGAGAUAGAGCACAAACAGCACAGGAUAAAAUCCAUUUGUUGCUGACUUUUUCCAACCACUCUGCUGCCUAUUGUGCUUAUAAAUGCGCCGACUAGAAAAUUAUAUUAAUUGGACCUGCAAGGGCUGGACCAUUUCCACAGAUGGAUACAAUUCAAUUCAUUUGAAUGACAAUAGUAUGUCUGCCAGCUGCUUUCCCAGCCCACUCAAACCCUCGCCAUUAUCACUCGUGAAAGAGUAAUCAGCCUCCUCUGGGAAACAUACAAUACACAGAAAAAGGGGUUUUCAGUGCAGAACGUUGUGCAAGAUCGUCCCAGGAUAUUUUCUAUGGCGUUAAACAGUGUUAGGUUUUCAUAUGCAAAACCGGUCUUCAAAUGAGCAGCAGACUACGUUAGACUUUAUUGGAAGUAAAACAUUCGCCAAUCAGAGCAUCCAAGUGAAGUUUAUUUAACUGCAGCACAGGAACGAGGCCAAAAACCGUUAAAAGGGUUGUAGCCUCCCUUAAUUCAGGGGUUUUCCCCUCAUUUUCUAUGACACCAUUCAGCUACAAAGUUUAUCAAUGAGAGCUUUGUGGCAGUCCUCACUGUUCCCAGGUUGCUAGAGUAAACAGUACAGUACAGAUACCUCACACUCCGGCUCUAUUUAUCUGGAGCCAGAAAACCCAACGUUUCCCUUAUCCUCAAUUUCAUCUGUCAGAAAUGUUACGCCCACCCACCAAAACACAGCAGCAACAGUCUCAGAGCCGACCUGUUUAUUCUGGGUCAGGUAGACAUCAAACACCAACUCAAAUGUGAAGCCUGCGGGGAAUCAGAUCAGGUCAGGGAGUUUAUCUGAAAGCUAAUAUUAAAGAUCAUAAAAAAUGAUGCAGAGGAGUUUGAGGUAGGGUAAAGGAGAAGCAUUAUCAGGGUACUCCGAAGUCUCAACAAGAAGCUGUCCCCAGUUCAGUUGCCACAUCAUGUUGCAAACCCAGAGGUAUCCACUUACAUGUCUUCAAAUAUCAGGGAUGAGGCAUAUCCUCUGAGGGACUGGAGCCAGCAGUAGUCUGGGAACUCUAUCAACAAAACUCAGCUUCUGGAAAUGCUACCAAAACCCUGAGCAAUGUUACGCAACCUCAGCCUGUAUCCUUCCCUUUUCUCAAAAACCAUAUGUAUGCAAAGAUUGUCAAGUAUCUCCAGUACUAAAUCAGUCUAUUUAAUUAAACUCUCUUGAGAGGAAGUCAUCUGUUGACACAUUUGUCCCUUAAAUGUCGGUGAUGAUUUAUAUAACAUUUAAUUACCAGAUUUCCCUCUUUCUCAUCCGUAAUCUCUCUACUGUUUAAUGCUUCUUUUCCCUUCUCGCUCUCAUCUGUCAAAGUGCGACAGAUGGUGCAUUUACCGUAAUUUUUGUAAAGGAUCUUGAAAAUUACUUCGUGAUUGACGAUUACAGAUUACAGGACAGGAUUUGAGUAUGCGCCCCCCUGUCUCUCUCUCUUCUGCUUUCUCUGUAUACACCACAGUGACUCUGAGAACCAAAAUAAACACAUCCCUUUGGUUUGGUAAUCCAAUCUCUGUAAGGUAGCUACUGUUCUCAUACAAUGUCUGUACAGAGGGGCGCUCCACUUUUCUUUUCCUGAACCAGCUCCAAAAUACACCCCUGAGCCCCUUGCCCAGAUUUCCAGUACCUCUGCACCUCUUCCCCACCUCACAGGGGGCAACAAAGCCAUUAUUUUGACUCAGGCGAAUGAAUAGACAAAUAAAUCCUGGUAUGCUAAGUGAAGAGGAGAUACUGAACUGUAAGAAGGAGAGCUCUGUUGAAGGAGGGCAGCUUUUAAUGACUGGUUUUAUAUUAUGAGGGUUGUUUACAUUGUUAGCUCAUCUAGCUAGUCUGGGUGGGAUCGGCGGCCCGGAGGAUUCACGGAGAGGCUUGUGAUGUCUACGGCACUGCUCACACUUCUCUGAUAGGACGCUGUGAGGCUGUCACAGAGUGAAGUGGAGAGCUGAUGACUAAGCAUGUUGGGUGACUGUGUGAAGUCAGCUUUUAGAGCGUAACACGAGUUGCGCUCUUCUUUAGUAGCUCAACUUAGGAGGCUGACCUGAAAACACUCACACUGACAUGCCGGAGCAGAAAAAAGCUUCCUCUUUAAGCAUAGUGUCAGAGCUAUGACAAGUUUAGGGUGUUUGCAAGAGUUUUUGCAUGUAUUUGUGUCACAAUAUAUAAAUUCUGCACGUUUGUAUGUUUCAGAGGAGCUGAGGUGUGCAGGAGUGACGUGUCCCACCCUGCAGGUGCCUUCUUGCCCUAAGGAUUCAGUCCUGACCACAAGUUACACACCCCCUGCUGGUUGCUGCCCCUCCAUCCCACCUCAGUGCACUUGCGACCUCCGUGUCUGCCACAAGCCCCAGUGCCCGAGUGGACAGCGCACUGUGCCAAUCAGCCAGGCCAGCGGUCAGCCAGGAGACUGCUGUGAUGUCUUCGAGUGCCAGAAAGGUGACUGCACACUACACAAAGCAUUUCGAUUGCCCUCCCCCCCAUUGAGGGUAGCAAUAGCACAGUUGGUGUGAGAUUCCUCGCCUCUAAGGAAGCAAUUAUUUUCCUCAGAGUGAGGCUUUCUUCCCUGCUGACCAAAUGUCCACACAUGAAAAGAAAAGUUGCUGAUUGGAUAAUUACUGUUGGGCUGUUUAUCGAGCUAAGCCGAUGCCUCCCAGGGCUAAGACCACAGUUCAAAGACAUUUUUUUCAAGGGUGUUCCCACAAAUCAUCCCAUUGCCUGAAGAGAUAUUAAUACAGUUUAAUUGGUCUUUUAAAGCAGACUGCUGGUGUAGUGUUUUCUCACAUGCUGCGGAGGAGAUAUAGAUGAACUGCAGGGGGAAAGAAAAGAGAGCAAGCAGAUGUCCAUCACAUAUAGAAAGACCUCAGCACCCAGAGGCAACCAGGAGAGUCAGAAAGGCAGGGAGGGGACCUGCCGUAUUGGCCUGUUUGCUCUACGCUCCCAACAAAUAUUCGCUGUUUUACCAACAGAACAAAUUCCCAUUCUGGCUCCUCCACAUGCAUAAAUGUGUGCCGUGUCCUGGAAUUAAUGGACUUAACGAGCCCAGUGACCAGAAAAGUGCUUAGGCUACGAAUUUGCUCAACAGAAGUGCAGUGUCAAAGGGUUCCUGUCUGGUCACACGUCCAAAGGGAAAAGGUUCAACAGUUCAUUGAUGGGAAUGCUUUUUAUGUGCUCCAGUCUGCCAGUGGGGAGGGUAAUCAAGUCCGGCAGGCCGGCGGGGGCUGAAUGGCAGCCGCGGGGGCCAUGGGAUCAGUGUUUUGAUAACAAGUGUCUGCUGCUCUUUGGGCCCAGGGCUUGAUGCCUUUUGUACCGCCCUACCGUCCGUUAGGCCUGCAUGACUGCGCGCCGUGUCAGAGGGCUGUACAGACAGGGGCAUGGACAAGGACACACACACUGGGCCCCCUCGUCACCUCUCUUGUCCUGCAGAGGCCCCUAAAGCUUUGGCUACAAAUACUGUAUCUUAAAGUUGAAGCGACUUCCAAAUAGUUGACCUAUUCUUUGAUGGAAGACCCUUCAGCGUGGCCCCCAUUGUCUCCGUGUGUCAGGCUUGGACUGAUUAACUUGUUUCCAUUGCCCUCUUGGCUCAGGCCUCACAUUUAGUCAGGGUCAGUGUGCACAGUGACAAUGAAUCCCACCUGUGUGUUUUGGCUUCCAUUGACGAUAGACUCUUUCCACUGAGUUCAGGCCAAACCUGGCAGCACUGACUAAUCUAAUGUCAUCUGAUGUAACAAGUAAACUUGUUUGAUCCUUCCUCACUGAUGCCAGCAUUUCAUCAACACUUAAGCUGACACAUACUCUGAAUAUAUACCACGUCUGUCUGCUCUGGAAACAGAGAGGGUUUUGAAUUGCACAUGUCCCUGCGAGAUUUAUGAUUGGAUUUGUUUCAUUUUUGGUUCUCAGGGAGCUCAGCUUGAGUUUGCUCUAAACACACAGAAACCAUGUCCUUAGAGACUGAUUAAUGAUGGUGUUAUUAAAGUAAGUCGAGCUCAUAUUUCUUGUUUGUCAUCUGUUAUUCAAAACUGAUCAAGAGUAUCACUGUUAAAGUUGAUUUUCAAUCAAUCACUUGUUUUCUUCUAUGGGAAACGUCUGAGCUCCUCUUUGUGGGUCUUUGAUUCAUUCCUCUGUAAACCACAGGGAGCACCAGCAAGACAGGCCAUUAUUGAUGAUUUAGACCGGCUUAAGGUCAACGUUUUAUGGCCUAUCCAAUCCUCACCUCAAUUUAGAGAAGACUGCACAUCACAAAGCAUGACAGGAAUUUAGACUCUGUGCUGCAAGUUGUUUUUAGGGAUUACCAUUAACAAACACUGCGGAAAUCACAUGUGAGCAUCCCCUCGUGUGACUUCCUAUUGCUUCUGUGAGCGUUAAAAAACGUUGCCGUGCCUUUUGAUUUCGGCCAGCUAAAGUGCUUAUUGCAUUUUCUCUGCUUGGUUUUGCUGCACGCGAAGCGGGAUGGCAGGGAUGCCGAGUAGGAAAGUGAAGGAUGGAAGAGAAAGAUGGCAUGGAAGAGAAUAAAAGAUCAACAAAUCCCUGUCUUCUUUCAACUCAGUUAGCCCACCUGCUUUGUGUUAGGGUGCAGAGCUGCUUUUUCGGGAGGCAUGGGGUCAUUUGCACAGACACUUUGAGUCUGCGCUCAAAGGCAUGGCGUGCAGAUGCCGUUGUAACCAGUGCUUACUUUUAUGGAAACCACUGGCCCCACAUCUGCUGACAUCUUUGCAAUACAUCUACUUGUUUAACUAGUACGGCUGCUCCCCUGUGAGCUCGGAGGCUUUCUUACAUAACCGCAGUGCUUUGAUUCCUUCAUGUUGGUGUGUGGUGGAUCAAAAGUUAUAGUGUGGUUAGUUGAGAUCUUAAAAUGUUGAGUCCUCCAAACCAUUGUCAUGCAUUAUGCUAGUUCUUUGGGUACCACAUACUGCAAAACUACCGACAGUAUUUUAAAUUGAUCAAUCUUACUUGCUUCAUUUAGAUUUUUCACUUUGCAAUCAAACACACGCAUAUAAAUCAACAGAAGGUUCAUUCAUACCUAUUCUGGCUUUAUUAGGCCUGUUUUCUAGACAAAAGACCAGACUGUGGUUUUCCAAUAGUGCUGUAACUAAGCUCAUUUAAGUUUUUUCAAGAGUGAACACAGAUAAAAGAGCUUCUAAGUGCUGAGACACUGUUGGGUAGGCGGACCACAGCAUUGAUUCACUCCACCUGCCACCAGAACUCUGAGCCCAGAUUCUGCCAAAGCGGCAGACCCACCACUGUUUUCUUUUACUCCACAGUGCAGGAGUCCAACGCCUUUUCAAGAUGUUUAUAAAUCUCUGUGAAAUUCCUUGACAUGGACUUGGCUUUGCUGUCUGAUGAUUGCCAUUCUGCCCCACGGGCCAUCAGUGUCUACCUCAUCAUCAUUUGGUCAUCAUUAGCAGAAAGUGAAUGCAUGUUUAUGGCUUUGUAAUGACUGUGGACAGUUGUGAAGGACUCUCACUGAUCAAGCUUGACAUUUAUGUUCAAAUCUGCAUACAGUCAGCACGAGGGGAAAAUCCUUGUGCUAAUCUUUGCCAAAUGUGAUGGACACCUGACGGGCCUUGCUGCUCUGUUUGUCAACCCCUGAGUGUGUUAAGAAUUAUCAUCUCCAUAUGGUGCUCUGUUCAACGAUUACCACAUCUGUCUGACUCUUCCUUUUCCUGGUUUUCUCAUCAGUGUCUCCCAAGUGUGUCCACAACGGAAAGGAGUUUUCUGAGGGUGAGGUGUACCGCAUGGACCCCUGCUGGCUGUGUCAGUGCCGGGGAGGGAUCUCCUUCUGCUCUAAGGCAGAGUGCGCCGAGCUGGACUGUGAAAACUUCUACAUCCCUGAUGGCGAGUGCUGCCCUGUCUGUAUAGGUAAACGCAUUUAUCUGCUUAUUUUGUUAAAAUGACAGUAUGAGUCUUUUCCCCCGCUAGACAUAACACUACACUAAAACUACACCUGUGUAUGAGCUUCGAGUGACGUGGUGUUAUGUAGAGUAGAGAGCCUGUAUGGCCAGCUUGCGGGCUGUAAAGGUGAUAUCAAAAUCCACCUUGCCUUACUCUUACCUCCAGUGACCCUAAUUUAAUUGCUUCCUCAUAUAACCAGCCUCCACAGUUGUUAACAUACCGGGCAUACAAGAGGCGCACUACAGCGCCAGCCAUGGAUUCGUUUCCACCUAAAGAGACUGAAGAACAUAAAAGCUUUCAUUUUGAGUGUUCGGCUCGGCCAUGUUAUAUCUGGCUCCAGCUUAAUAGGGGGGACCCACUCUCAAAAACAUAUGUGCUCAAAGCCAGGUAGGGAGCUCUGAUACGUGCACUUUGGGUAGUUAAAGAAACAGGGUUAUAGCACAUAUGGCAACCACAUUACAGCCUGCCAAAAGCCGGUGGAUGGAGACAGUAGCCAACAUUGGCCGCUGCAUUACUGGCUAGAGUUGAUGGAGCGCAAGAGAAAGAGUGAAGAAGAGAAAGAGCAAGACUGCAGGAGGAUCAUGUUAGGUCAAUGCUGGAAGUACACCUGGAAUAUGGAGGCAUUUAAAUGGUAUGGAAUGCUUUCAUCUUCUUCUUAUGGAAAGCUGCUCCUACUUACAGCACGGCUCACUGCAGAGAACAUUUCCCUUAAAACUCUUAAUCUGGAUUAAGAGAUAUUUUUAAGGCUAUCUGGUUCUCAUUACACACCAAGCUGUACUAAUCAAUAUUUCUUGACUAAAUGACUGUAAUGAAAAAAGGAUCACUCAAAAUGCUUACCAGACUCUGCUGUUCCUCUCAUCUUCAUUGAGCACUUUGGUGACUUUCUGCUAAUUGUUUUGGUUUUAUUGUCCAUAAAUUUGCCUUUUGUCCUUUUAACAAAUCUCAUCAGCUGCAACAGGCAGCUGGUUUCAGUGAAGGCUUUGAUUUAUCCACAAACUCAGCAACAGAUACUCUCAUGCACCAUUUAGUGGAUUUCAAAGUUAAUUAUCAAUUUUAUUGUGACUUCCUGGAGACCAAAAACAGACCAAAGAAGAAAGUGAAAGCUUAAGUGAGACAAAACAGAUGGCCAGCUAUCAAACUCCCAAACUAAAUUGAAGUUUUUGUAUGUAGUAAGUUCAAAUAUUUUUGUCUACUUGUUCUUGUGUCCAAAAAAAAAAAAAAAGAGUUGACUAACUGCAGAAGAAACUCAAGAGUCAUUUGCAAAUAUAUUUCCUGUUUUUGGUUGCAACUUGAAAGUAUUGCUUCUAUGAGUUUGUGCCACUUAGCCAGAUAAAAUUUAUAACAUUUCUGAAAAGACCAAAAAGCAGUUUAGGAUAAGGAUGUUGCUCAUCACACACAAGUGCUGUAUGUUUAGUGGGUUAAAUGUUUGGACUGAAGGCAGGCCAGUUUUAUAACCUGGAUUUUCCCCCUAUGGAGUUUGGCAUCUUCCUGUUGAAAUAUUAGAGGUCAGCGCUAAAAGCAGCAUAUGAUACUCAAAUAACUUCACAUAUUGGUCGGCGUUAAUGGUGCCUUCCCCACAUAUGUGUAAAAGCACUAAAGCAUCUCUGUACAACACUGGCUUUUAAACUAUGCUCUGAUAACAAGCCAGGUGGUCCCUCUCUUUAGACAGGAGGUACAGUGGCUUCCACUACAAAGUAACGCUUGUUUUUGAUGCAGGGCCCCCAAAGGGCUGAAAAAUCACAGCCAUCCUUUAUUUGUUUUCUGUCUUUUUUGAGAGGAUGUUUCUCCAAAUUCUCCAUCAUAAUGAAAUUCACAAUUCUUUGUGGUUCUACAUUGAAGGAUAUUUUCCUGAAACUGUUGCAGUCUCACAGAGUGGUGAACCUCUUCCUGUCUUCACCUCUGUGGGACUCAACCCUUCUAGAAAACCUUUUUAUACCCACUUGUGUUACUAACCUGGUUGGAGAUGUUCCUUUGGGUGUUUAACUGUGGAGUCACAUUUUCAGGGUUUUGUUGACUCUUUUGAAAUGUUUUUCCAGAAUCAAAUAAAAUAAAGAGUUUAAAUAAUUUCCAAACCAUCAAAAUCUGCUUUUUCUAACCUUUUAUACAGUGUCUUGAUGUUUUUGGAAGUGGGGUUUUACAUUUCAGGAUCAGGAAAAGAUAACAGGGACUACUUUGUCGACAGGGGCGCUGAAAUUGGCAGAAACUGAUAGUUCUUCCCGGGAGCCUUAAGUUUUAGCAUAAGGGUCAAGGUACAGUAUAGGGGAGGUCAAGUUUUGAAAAUGAGAGGCAGCUUGUAGAGAAGAGAAAGAUCAGUCAUCACCAGAUGGAUGGACCUCCGCAGCCAAACCUCAUCUUGGAUCAUAUAGGACAAAUGUGACCCUUUCUUCAAAGAGUACAGCACUCUUAACCCCCUGACAUACUUUACCAAAGCCACAUCAGCACUAUAACACAGAGAAUAUAAAUGAGGCUGAGACCAACUUUGAACUUGCCUCUUUUACCUCUAAAAAUUGUAACAAAAGCUAGUAAAACACUUUAUAGUAAAGGAAAAAGGGUCUUUAGAGCAGGCUGAGACCACGUAUGCCACCUCAUGCUGUGCAGAAUAAGGAGAACAGUUUCAUAGAUUGGCUCUUAAACCGUCUCAAACGGUUCCCACUUAAGACUAAUAGCUACAGAUCUACUUUUAAAGGCUCUUUCAUUGGUUUGGAGUGAAAGUUAUAGUAUCAAAUACUGACCUAGCCUCUGGCUUUAGGGAUCACAGCUGAAACUCAUAUGGAUGUAUUUCUAGCAAAAAGGUGAGUGGGCUCUAAUGGGACUGGCAGUUUUAAUGUCAUAACCCCUGCUGUGUUUUCCAAUGAUCACAUCUCUUUAGGGAUAACACAACGAUACCCUAAAACGUAUCUGUCUCAUUUCUACGUCAAUCCUUAAACUGUGUAUACUGUCACAAAGCCAGGGGCCUCUCCCCUUUUUACAUGUAGGUAGGUCAUCUACAUUCGACUGUGUACUCUCCGUAGCUCUUGGUGACGAGCCAGUUUCCAUAUCUUGUUAGCUCCCUUGUGGAGUAUCCUGCUUCCCUCAGCUCUGCUCUCAGUCAGUCUCCUGUUAAUUCAAUUACAGUGGAGGAUGUUGUAUAAGAUACAUACGUCUGUAGCUGAGGGUUUAAAUUCCAUUCAUGGUAGCCAAACUAAACUAUACAUGUGACUUAUACAUGUGCUUAGAAACAGAUCAAAGGUUCUCCUUCUCUCUCACUUCAUUCUUUCACACAUGUCUCUUUCUUUCCUCCCAGAUGUGGAGUUGCUGUCGAUGGAUAGCACUAAAGCCAGCUGCUGGGUGAAUAAUAAGCUGCGAGCUCACGAGGAGCAGUGGAAAGAGGAUGACUGCACCUUCUGCCAGUGUGUGGAUGGAGACCCACACUGCACAGCAAUGGCCUGCAAACAGAGCUGCCAAAACCCCGUCAAGAUCCCUGGGGAGUGCUGUCCUUUCUGUGAAGGUAUGAAGAGUCGUUCACCAAACAAAAAACGGCGUGUCUUUUAUGAUUAUCACAUCUGAUAAAUAAGUCUAUACAUUAUGAGGCACACUUUAGCCCACAUACCACAUGCAGGAGGCUCCUCUGGCCCCACAGCUUUGCCACAGAGGCCAUGUCGGCAUGGGCUCAUUAAAGAGGAGGCCACCGAGCAUUCUUCAAGCUGCAGGGUUCUUUGUGUUCCUUUAUUAUCGCUGCCCGCCAAAAAUGAGACCCACCUGUGCGUGUGGGGCUGCACUUUUAACACGGGACGCUGCAUAAUUGAAGUGGAUCCUUUUUUUGUAAGUGUAAUUAGUUACAGCUCAUUGGGCCGCUCCUCCCACCGAACGUGGCGAGAGAUGUUUGACGGGAACAGUGACUGUGUUUUUCCAGACUGUUGUUGUGGCUUCACAGUCAAGCUGGCUCUGAUUCAAGAGGGUCCAGGCAGUGCUGGCAUCAUCUGGGAGUCCAGGGGACACAAUUAUUUCUAAUGGUAGAUCUAGACACAUUCAACCUAUAAAUGGGAGACAGUUCCUCACGAUAUGAUAGAGACCAAAUCCCCUCACGGUGUGACCCACCCUGCUGUAAUUGCUCUAUAUUUAUCUGUAAUCACUGUUUACUUGAAAAUAGGAGCAGAGUAAAUAGGUAGCUAUUACUGUUGGCUCAAAAGCACGGAGGUAUUAUACCUGAGAGGGUCCUUAAACACUUAAAGCAAACUCAGAGAAAUUCACAAAAUAAAUCAUUGCUUUAUUCAUUUUUGUGUGUUCAGGCUGAAUAUUGAAGCUUUUUUUCAAAACUUUUGUCUUCUACGAUGUUUUUGUUUUUUAGAGCCUUCCUAUGAAACAGUCAGCCCCAUGCUCUGUCCUCCGCUGGAAAACUGCUCCCUGUCAGUCGCUGACUGCCCCUACGGCUUUCAACAAGAUAACAAUGGAUGUCUGCUUUGCCAGUGUCUCAGUAGUAAGUACACCUUUUUCAUCUUAUAUUGGACCCAGAGGUUAAAGUAUGAGGGUUUAAAUCAAUACAAUGCAUAUCUUCUGACAUACAGCUUUUCAUUCAUUUAUAAAAUGGUUCAUCUAUAAAGGCCAGAAAGGUAAAAAAAAAGUUUUGUACCUGGCUUUUCAUUCACUUUGUUAGUACAGCAAAAAUAAAUAAAUAAAUAAAUAGUUUAUUUUUACAGAAGCUUCUAUAUGUCCAUAGCUUGGACAAAGGUUAAUUUUAGGAGGUUCCAUGCAGUCUUCAUUUUGUUUAGGGUUAUAAUGAUAAAUAUACACUCACCGGCCACUUUAUUAGGUACACCAUGCUAGUAACGGGUUGGACCCCCUUUUGCCUUCAGAACUGCCUCAAUUCUUCGUGGCAUAGAUUCAACAAGGUGCUGGAAGCAUUCCUCAGAGAGCUUGGUCCAUAUUGACAUGAUGGCAUCACACAGUUGCCGCAGAUUUGUCGGCUGCACAUCCAUGAUGCGAAUCUCCCGUUCCACCACAUCCCAAAGAUGCUCUAUUGGAUUGAGAUCUGGUGACUGUGGAGGCCAUUUGAGUACAGUGAACUCAUUGUCAUGUUCAAGAAACCAGUCUGAGAUGAUUCCAGCUUUAUGACAUGGCGCAUUAUCCUGCUGAAAGUAGCCAUCAGAAGUUGGGUACAUUGUGGUCAUAAAGGGAUGGACAUGGUCAGCAACAAUACUCAGGUAGGCUGUGGCGUUGCAACGAUGCUCAAUUGGUACCAAGGGGCCCAAAGAGUGCCAAGAAAAUAUUCCCCACACUAAUAUUAAGGGACCUUAAUAUUAUACUGUUGUAGGUGUUGAAAGAGUGAAUCAUUUAAACAUGAAAUUAAUGAAUGAAAUGUAAUGACUCAUUAAUGACUAAAACUGGACUAAUAUUAAUAUUCAGGGCCAAAUUGACUAAAAUGUGACUUAAAUUCAAAGUCAUUGAGCCCAAAGACAAACACUACAUCUAGACUAGCUACCAAAAUGAUCACUGGAUCUAUGUCACAAGGUUGUAUCCACUGGGGACUCCAAUGUAACUUGUCUCCUGUCACUUUUGAUUGAUUGUGUUGCCCAUGUUUAAAAUGACUUCUUCCUCUUCUCCCUCAGAUGACUCCUGCCCCGACCUGGGGACAUACUGUUCCUUGCAAUGCCCCAUGGGAUAUGAGAGGGAUGACUUUGGCUGUGAGGUGUGUGAGUGCAGCAUCCCCAUACCCAAGUGCCGACCUCUGACCUGCACUAAGACCUGCCCUUAUGGAUAUGUGUAAGUGUCCUUAGUGAACUCACAUUUGUCAUCCUUCAUCAUCCUACACUCAUUCAUCAUCCCUGUUUUUUGGCAUCUAUAUGACUGUCAGUGGCAUCAAAUGUGCUACAUGCUGUACAUUGCUCUUCUGUAAAGAGACCCUACUUUUUUAUUACUCCAAAAGAAGUUCAACACUAGUAUUUUGAAUCACUGCCCAGAGGCUGGUACCUAUUUGAUCCUGCUCAAAAGGAGUGAAAACAGGAUAUUGCAACACAAGUUUGGCACCUGAAAUCAAAGGGCCAACCUUGGUGGUCAAUCCCAGGUCUGUGAGACCGAGCGUGCAAGUUUAUGGUGAGUAAUUUGCUGUAAAGUCACAAGCCUUUCAGCCCCCCUACAAAUCCCCUCCUCUCAAUCCCAUUUAACCUAAUCAAACAUCUGGAAGUACUUUCUACCAGGACUCCUGCUCCCCAGGCACCACUCUCAUUUCAUAAAUCAUCAUUCUGUCUCAAAACAACGAUCAAAAAGACAUCAGCACAAAAGCGGCCUGUAUGAGAUGUUUACAGUAAGGAAUCUUCUGGUAUCUCAGCCACUCUCUGUGGAACCACAGCUCGAGAUGAGUCUGAUAUGCCUGCACAGGAGAGAAGAGAAGUGAGGAGAGAAUGACUGGGACCCUGUGGAGAAAAAAGAACAGGAAGUCCUGUCUUUAUCCUUCAAAAGCAGCUGUUAAGGUCCAGCCUCAGAUGUCAGAAAUCCUCUGAGAGCUUGCCAGCUUCACAAUGCAGAUCUGUCCUCUCAGAUCGAACCACUGCAUGCAGCCACCGCAAAGAAACAAAAGGCACAAAGGAUCUUUGUGUCUAUCCUGGUCUCAUUGAUGACAUCCUUUUGGGAAACUGUAAUGUACAUAUCUGAAACUGACAGAUCACGCCUGCGUUAUUAACAACACACAACCAUGUGCCGAACAUUCCUGUGGAUACACUGAUAGAAGUCUUUUUUUCCGUUCCUUGUGGUUUGGAAAUCAUCACUUCGUCCUCUGAGGUUAUGAAUGGCGUUCUCCUGGCCAUCAGAGUUGCAGCACACUGGAAAUUGUGCAGAGCCAGCAGUCCCAGAGCUUGGCCCCCAGUGUCUCCCCAAGCCCCUCUAUCCCCCUGGAGCCCAAAGCGCUGCUUGGCAUUCCACACACCACCUUUAAACAAAGCCUUGCUCUAAGGUCGCAGCACUCUCUGUCUCUGUAUUUGUACAGUGAGGCACUGACCAAGCCCUCUCACUGUUGUUUCACUCGCUGUUAUUGCUGCUUCAGCAUAGAUAGGCUGCUCUGUUUGCUGAGCCUUGACAUGCUCUAUCCUCUUUAUGGGACGCAACACCCAUCCACGGGUUUGUGGGCUUCUUUUUGCUUCCGUGGCAGAUGAAGAUUAAUAGAGCAAUUACCCGUGCCUAAUGAGGCUGCAGCCUUGUAAAAUAGGCAUCAUCACUUACUCUGAGAGAGAGGCAGAGAUUGGCCCGAACAAGAUACAGGUCAUUCUUUUAUUUAAUACAUCAAGCUGCAGCUCAUCGAUGUUUUAUAACAAGGAUAAUUGCACCUAAGUGUGCUAUUUCCAGCUCCUGUAGCCUCUGCAGUCCAUACUUCUGAACGAUACAUUCUGAUCUGAACGAAAGCUUAAUUUCAGUUGAUUUUUCUUCACUUGUUACUUUCAAGAGCCAUAUCCUAUUUCUCUUUAUUUUGUCUGCUCCCCUGUAGUCUUGAAUCAACAUGUCCAUGUAGCUCCUAUCUCGAUACUUCUCUCUGGUGCUCUUAUAUGUCUGCUUAAGGCCUUCGGAGCAAUGGGGAUGGCAAUAGAGUGAAUUGGAAGCAUCUGAAUUGGCUCAAGACUGUUCUUUUCAAAGUCUUUGCACUGGUAUGAUGUGCAAACCACGGGGAUCUCACGUGUUGGCCUUUUAUUUGGCCCUUCUUUAAAGGAAGCUUAUAUAGAAAGAAGGUAAGCAGGCCCAGAUGUUGAUUAUACUACUCUUGGACAUAUGGGUUUCACAACACUAUGCUGCACUACAGACCUCUGCUCAUCUCAAAGGAAUCCAUGACUUGAAUUCAUCUUUAAUCUGGCUCUGUUACAUAAACUCGAGGCCCGUGGUUCCUGACCUUUUUGGCCCUUGACCACACAGACAUUUGGCAUACACACAACUUUUGCUAAAACCGAUUGGUUUUCAGUUGUACGUUAGAUUUUAUAAAGUGUUGCAUUCAUUUAACAUUGCAUUCAGGUCAUUUUGUGUAUAUUAUUGUGGCCAGGAUGAAAUAAGCGCACAAUAGUGAGUUAUCUCGUGUUUCUCUGUGAAAGCUAUUAUCAGACCACUUCAUGAGGAAAACAGCACAAAGCUGCUUCACUUUGAGAGUCUGUCAUAUCUCUAGUGCAUUAUGAUGGUCUCUCUAAACUCACUAUAUGCGAUGGGAUAGCCGAGUUUGAACAGCUCACCGCAACCUUUCAAAGUCUGGUGGCGUAGCAGACAGGAGGCAUCUUACCUACGACAUUACAUUCAGUAGCGGAGGGUUCUUUGAUACUCAUGCACAGAAGAGCACUAAACCCAGCUUUGCACAAAUAUGUGCCUCCAAAGGGGGUAAACAGUGUUGAAGCAGACGGUGAGAGCUCUGUGUGCAAAUGUUUACAUUUGAGUGAUUUGGAGAGUGGUUGUGUAGCCGUCAUGUGUGGCGCUUGGAGGCUGUGGGAUGCAUGUUAUAAAAGCACAAGAUAGAGACCUAAGAUAUACUAUAAAAUAACAAUAUUUGUAUUUGAGUAUGAUUUAGAUGAUGGAAAUUAACAUGUAUGAGACAACAGAUUGAGGAGCGUUUUAAUUUUUAUUAAAAUAUGUAUUCAUAUAGCUUUAGUCUAUUGAUCGGUAACUAGAAACUUUAGAUGGCCUUAUCAGGAUUUCACACACACAAGCUAAUAGGGGAUGGUGACCACAGACACUAGUACAAGCUUAUGACACCAGGAGUAUAAGAUUUUCAGCCACAGAGAUGUCUAAUAUUUGCAUCAGUAAACCCCCAAAACAACAAUAUAGACAUGAACAACGGUUUAAAUUGACCGCAGACACCUGGCAACUAGCCAAAAGCAGCUACCUGUUGCUCAGAGUGACUAUAUCCAUAAUUCAGUCAGGACCACUUUAGUCAAAAUUAAUUAUUUAUUACAAGCAAACAUUUUUACAUUGGCGGUAUGGCUCUGUUUUGAGAGUUCCCUGCCCUUCCAUGCGCUUGCAUGGGAUGCCACAGCUAUAAGAGGGGAGAGCCCCUCCCCUCCCUUUCAUGUACAUACAUGCAAAGCCAGGGCAGAGAAAGCAGCAGCAAAUAAAUAUGAUGAAGAUAAAUCAAUUAAAAUCCCUCCCACAGAACAGAGCAAGCAUCAGUGACAAUACAUAUGACACUGGUAAGAUCAGACACAACAUAAACAUGUGGAACAGGGGUGGAGAUGGGUUGCAGAGUGGUUGCAGCAGGCAGAGUAGGCAGAAGAAGCAGUUGAAAUAGGGCACAAUUUAGACAUUAGCCAAUAGGAUGUGAAGAGGGCGAUCACCUGAGCUGUCAGCUGACUGAGGACUGGCUUAAGAUCAGUCGACUGUAGCCUUUAGCUUGACUCUGUGUCCUGCCUGAACUACAGCUAUGCUUCAUUAGUAAUAACAUUGACCGUAACUUGGAGAUGAGCUAUUUAAAUAUGCAGGACAAUCCAUGAAGUUUAUACCAUACCAUACCAUACCAAACCUCAUACAUGUUCACAUUUGCUCUGACGUUGAGCAUUUUUAUGGCCUGCACUUGACAUUGACUCGUCAUUGGAGUUAGCCUCCAGUGGUCACUUGGGGCACUGCAGUUUAGUCACUCCUAAUUAAGCUUCUUUUUGACAGAAUCCUCAGUUUGCUGCCUUUUAUAUGCUUCUGCUUUAACGUGUGUGUUUGUGUUCUUGUUGCCCUCAGGAGAAACAAGCAUGGCUGUGAGAUGUGUCGCUGUGUCAAGUGUCCUCCCUUCACCUGCGACAAGCACUGCAGUGAUGGCUAUCAACAAAACAAGAAGGGCUGCUCCAUCUGCAUGUGUAAAGGUGAGGGAACUCUAGUGUCGAUAUAAUUACCUGCAAAAUGCUGCACAAUAAAGGUUCAAAAACUAUGUCUUAUAAAAUGCAAAAUUAUACACUCAAGAUCCCAGAAUACUGAAUCUCUCCUCCGCCUUGAGUGUAAUGGGCAGAUAAACUUAAAAAAAGAACUCAUUAGUUUUUACCCUGGAUGUGUUUGACCCUUUUGCAGCAAGAAUAACCUCCUAAUUAAGAAAAAGGUUUUAUUUGAAACUUGAGGGGAGAAGAUGAAUUGAUAUAAAAGAGCUUUGUAAGAGGACUUGAAUUUCUGCCACUAAGCUGCUACUUCAAUUUCCUCUGACCUCUGGCUACUCCGCUGUGGAGACUUUUAUAUGUGCUUGUUUUGCUUCUUAUUGGUGUUGUCUUUAUCCAGAGCCUGAGUGCGCAGCUCUAAUUAGACCCCCUUAACCCCAACACAUAAAGCAACUGUUCAACGCCAUAUUUAUGCCUUACCACAUUUUAUGUGAUGUUUAUUUUGCCAGUUUAGCUGUUUUAAAAAUAUGUUAGACUCAAAUAUACUCCUGGUUUUCCUGUAUGGUUGGUGACACAAACAGACCAGCACCCACUGCAAAGCACUCCUGUUUACCUAAUUUAAAACUCCUCUAUCAGUCUCUUUGUUGGCCUUUAAAAACAUUUAAAGAUCAGGAACUGUUUUUGGAGGUAUGACUUCUUCAUGCAUGUUUUAAUAUUAGAGCAGAGACAUCCAAACAUCUGCAAGAUCAUGGUGUACUCCGCUGUGUCCGCCCUUGUUUCUAAUCCAAGAAGAUCUGUAGUUUUAAGAGCUAUGCUGAGUUUAACACAUGCUGGGACCAAGUUACUGGCUACUUUCUCCCCUCAUAAGCUCUUUGUGUCCCACAGCUGAGACUUCUCGUUCUAUAUCUGUGAACAUAAUGUUGGGGAAUUUCUGCUAAGCUUCAUUUGUGGCCGCAUCUAAACUGGCUAUAGAAAUAUAAGUUCACAUGAAAGAGGAUCAAAUAUUAAUUGUGGAAAAAUAACCACUUCGCUCUUGCUGUAGCCUCUAAUGAAAUUGGACCUCCGAUAAUAACACUGGCCCUUGUUACUGUAAAUCAUAAACGUACUUAAUGAAAUUUCCACAGUGAAUUUACAACCUUGCCUGAGGAGGCUGUGUUGAUUUUUUAACAGCUGUUUCACAAGCCCUUGGCCACCUCAGUAAUGUACCUUUAAUGUCUGUGUCUUUAGAAAGCGGCCACGACCCGAGCACAGCUGCCCCCGCUCCAAUGCCUGACUAUUGCCUCACCUCUAACGGGCAUCGGUAUGAGGAAGGUGACGGCUGGCAUGACGGCUGCCGUGACUGCUACUGCCACUCUGGACGAGAGAUGUGUGUGCUCAUAUCCUGUCCCGUGCCCAGCUGCUCUAAUCCUGUGGUGAAGCCAGACCAGUGUUGCCCCACGUGUGAGGGUAUGUCUCCAUAUUUCAUACGUUACUUCAUUUUAUAUCUGGCUUUACAGAAUGAUUCUUGGUUUGUCUUUAUUGAAAUAUAUUUUUGUUUUUUUUCCAUUAUUUCCACUCAAACAAUGAUGUACUACUCACCAACUUAAUUACUGACAUCUGAGAAUGCAGAACAUUGCGCAAAAGAGGACAAAUGGCUUUCACAAAGCCGCGUGUAAGCCCAAAUCCUUUUAAAGAGACAGUAGGGGACUGAUGAAUUUUUGGCUGUCCUUGAAAACAUCCAUCAAAGUUGAUAGACCAACCUGGCUCAGGCUUUGACCUACAAUUCACAAUGCUUUCUUCCAUGACUUUAUUGCAACAUUGUUCCUAAAUCACAGCAAUUGCUUUGUUUAGCACAUCCCACAUGGAAAAUAAGCGAGAAGAGGGCCAAAACUACUGAAACCAGAAAGAAUUAGUCACUCAGAAUAAUACUUUAAAAAUGUAUUCUCCAUUUAACAAGACAGUUCCCCCAAUAACGCAACAUCAGUCGGACUGUUUCCUAUGUGUUUUCAGCACUCAGUCCUUUGACAUUACUCAGUCACAUUUACUACUCUGAAUCUAAUCUUAUACAUUAUGCCAGCUCUAUUCAACACCAUAUACAUCUGGGUGUGAAAAACAUCUCCCACUGACCAAUCAGAGAUGGCAAGAGAGACAGAAGAGCAGCAGGACACUUUAUCAACCUGAUUUUACAUCAAGCAGUCAAUCAGUCUGUAUUUAUAUAACACCAAAUCAUAAUAAAUGUUAUCUUUUUACACCUACCGAUAUUGACUGAUGCACCACAAACAAAUAGGCAUUUAAGCUGUUGUAUAUGUUUUCAAAUUCAUUUUGUUAUCUUUUACUUUACACUGUUUAAAGUUAACAGGGCAGCAGCUGAGAUAUUACGUCUAAAUUUUAACAUUCACUAUAGGAGAAUAAACCAGCGAACAAAUCAGUUCACAAUGAAAUAGAAUAGUAAGAUCUACUGCACUCUCAUGUAGGAAAGUGUUCCUCCUUUAUUUUGCUGUGGUAGCUGUGUUUAUGAUAAUGUGAAAUGGAGUGUAAGCAGAAUACAAAAGUCAAGCUCAGACUGCAGUAAAUCAGCUGAUCCUGAUAGCUCAGCUGAUGACCUUCCUCGAAUCCAACUGGCAAAUGUCAGAAAAGGCGUCCGACUCAAAUUGCUUCAGCCUGUGUUCUCUUGCUGCUUCCUCCAACCCCCGCUCCUUCAUGUACAUUGUGUCUGAUCUGACCAGCGCCAUAAGCAUUGUCACCGUUGUCGGCUUUGUUCUGUUCUGGGAUUUUACUACUGCCGCUGCUGUCCCGGCUUUGGCUUUUUAUGUAUGCACAUGAAACAGGGGAAGGUGCAGGCUUUUGUAUUUCAUAUAAGUACAUGGAAGGGCAGGGAGCUCUCAGAACAGAGCCACACUGUCAAAUACAACUAAUGCGAGCCUUUGAUUAAUAUUUUUGAUGAAAGUGGUCCUGACAGAAUUGUGUUUCUGAUAUCAUAGCGUGCUCCAAGUUAAUAAAAGACAACAAUCUGGCUUAUUCAUGUUUGCGGCAGGGCAUAUGUGCUUAAGUGCUUACAUUAACUCCAGUUUAUCAUAUCGAUCAGGAGACCUCUUAAUGUGGUUUUCUUCAUUGGGGCAAGCCCUCGCUGAUAACCAAUAGAUAUCCAGGGUUUGUUGAAUUCAAUUUGGAGCGUGGACCUUCGGUGACACACAGCCCACAGUCCUCUAAUAGCUCAUUAAGGGAAAGCUUUGGAUCAUAGAGGCAGCUUUUUAGGCUUAAGACUCUUUCUCCAGAUACAAUCUCAAACACACAGUCUGUCUGUUUCUCUCUGAAAGUGCACAAUGACCCACACCCACACUUUUUCUUUUUAAUCCGUAACUGUCCAAGUCAUGCAGGAUAUUUAUGGUGGAGUGACUCAGUUAGCUGUUCAAAUAUUUAGGAGUGAAAGAAUGUCUACAACUUUCAGAAGCUGCACACACUUUGCAGUCAGGGGACAACAGGAUAACUUUAUACAGAUGUCUGCUACUCUGCUGGACAGAAAGAUGUUUUUCAGCUAAACUAAGUGUCAAAACACCAUUUGGACACCAUCCCACUCUGCCGGGGGCGUCUUUUUAAUGGAGAGAGGUCUCCCAUGCACCUUUAUUCUAGUAACCUAUGACUCUGUUUUUUCUCUCUGAAUCCUUGUGUCACUUUUCCUUGUUUUUUUUCCUCGGCCUGAAUGAUGUGAACCUGAUAGCAGAUCACUAAAUUUUUCCCUUCCUCCCUUUACUUUAGAUGAGUCAGGCAGCGGUCAGCCUGAGGGGAUGGACAUGGUGGUGUGCAGAGCUCCUGGUGGGGAAUUUUACGUGGAAGGGGAGACGUGGAAUCUGGACGAGUGCACACGCUGCACCUGCAGGAAGGGACGUGUCCUAUGUGACACUGAAGUGUGCCCUCCUGCUCUCUGCCAGACACCAAUCAGGAACAAGGACACCUGCUGCCACGUAUGCCCAGGUACAAAACAGUAAUACAGGCAAGAGGGGCAACAGGGUCAUUUCAGAAAACCAUGCAGGGGGUAGGAGUUGGGUUGAGGGCAGAGAAGUAUAAAGCUGUUUUGAAUGUACUAUCAGCAUGGGGUUUUUGGAAGGUUCUGUAUGUUGCACUCAGUCAGGCAGUUUUAUGUUAGGCUCACAGACUCAUAAAGAAACCAGCCAAGACUGGUUGAGUUUACAUAGGGAUCCUCCAGGCAGGCAGUAGCACAUGUGGACUGCUUUCACCCGAAGAGCUUCAUCUGAUUCUCCGAUCUGGCCGGGCAAGAAUGUAACACUCAAAUUGUGUUAUCCGUCCGGUUAUGGGAAUAAAUCCUGACACAAAUAUCUUCUUAAACCGCACGCAUGUUUUAUUUACAGCCAUAUCCAAACACCCACGCCUCUCUCUUUACGCUCAGAAUCAACAUAUCCCAAGUAUUCCCAAGCAUGAGGCCCACAAAUCAGCAAUGCAUGACUGCGCCUGAGCGCAGCUCCUCGAGAAUGCCGGCCCCUCUUAUCGCUGCAUCUCCCCUCACAAAAGCAGAUUGUCAGAGGCUGGCCUUUGAUAUAUGUAUGGGCCUGGUCACCAGGAAUGUGGGAAUAAUACACAUCACACUGACAGGCCCUAUGAUGUAUGAGUUACUGCAGGGUAGCGCGGUGUGCACAUGUUCACUAAGUCUGUGGUCAUAAGAAGGCCACAGAUCUCAGGCUUGGGGGCGUCUGAUCAGACAGAAAGAUAAGCUGACAUCUGCCAUAUGAAGGGACUUGUGUUUGUGUUUAAAAUACAGUAAAGUGACUUAUCUUGAAUGUAACCCCGCUGGAUUGAGAUGUUAUACAGCAGGGGUUAAUGCAGGAGCAGGAAUCAUUAUGAAGUUAUGUGUAAGUAAAGCAACUUUUUUCGACAAGCUAAAUUUAGACCUUUCAAUAGACUGCCAAGGCUCAUAAAUAAAAUGGGACUGCAUCAUGACUUAGCACACAACCCUCCAUCUUUAUGUUUCACCUUUUAUUUUUUUGCUUCCAUUAUGCAACCCUAGAAGAAACGCUGAGCCCAUUGCUGCCGGUGAACAACAGCCAGCAGGAGUACUGCAUCACCAGUGAUGGAGACGUGCUGCUGGCUGGAGACUCCUGGAAGGCCAACGCCUGCACCAGCUGCACCUGCAACAACGGUACCAUUCAGUGUUUCUCUCAGCGCUGUCCGGCUGCCAACUGCAGGGUGCCUGUCUUACGCAAGGGCCAGUGCUGCCCACACUGUCUUGGUGAGUAUUCUGAACAAAAAAGAAGGCUGCUUUUUGAGUAUUUUCAGUGACUUAAAUGCGAGCAACUUUGAGUUUAUGCAGUCUUGAUAUGGCUAAGACAGUUUAAAAAAAAGUGUCCAUAAACCAAGAGCCAGAGCUGUAAGUGGCACCACAGGAACAAGGCCCAGGCUGUUGUUGGGAAAAGUCAUAAUUCAGUCAAAAAAAAGGGUGUAUCCGAGGGAAUGCCGGUUUCCAGACUGAAUGUGUGAGCGUGAACAUGUGCAUUAGACGCAGCCACUCUGGCGCUUCAUAGGCAAACAUCCAAACUACAUUCCAUGCGACAUACACACUCGGUCCACUCGGAGCAAAAACAUUCCUUGAGCAUCCGCACAUUCACACGUGUUUCCUGUCCCCGGCUGAAUCGGCCCGGCAACACUCUUUCUGUGGCAGCACAGGAAGGCAAAGCUCCAUGUCAGCUUUUCCUAUAGAGGAAAACCUCAGCAUAGGCUCCCAUUGUUCAGUCUGAUAUGUCGCUGUUUCACCGGGCUUUUGUUUGUGUUAUUGGCCCAGUGGAAAACACAGCUUUUUGAGUAAUGCCUUCACAAAGCAGCACAGUGGACGUAAAGAGAACAGUUCCUGUAAACACAGCUUAUCAGUCAUGACACAGGGGGAGUUUUUACACUAACUGUGUGAGAAAUGUUUGAAUGUUUUUGAUUACUUCAGUGAUGUUGGAUCUUAUAUUCUGUUUGAACAGAGUUAACAACUGCAGUGCCCGUUAUGGUGUCUACCAGCGCUCCCAAGACCACGGUCACUGUGACAGUGGAGAGUGCAAUGUGGAUCACCACUGUCACCGUACCGCCCAUUAUUGCUGAAACAGGUACCUGCUCAUGUAAUCACCACCUACACAGACUCUCCUCUUUAUUCAGUUUGACACUCUGUUUAGUGAAAACCUCAUCCUAGUUGAUGGUAUCAUUGUGCGCACUGUCCUUGCCAAUUUCGGUGACUGUUUAUUCUUAUGUUCGGUGUUUGGAAGGUCUUGAUUAAUGAGUGAAAGCUGGACUAAACAAUAACGAUAAAUGAGCACUGGCUUGGUCUUCUUUGGCUGAUUUUACAGUGUGAGGGAAUUUCAACUGGCUGUGAAACAGAUUGAAAUGAAUAUUGGUUUUUCUUUAUGAUCUACAAGACUGAUCAUUCCUACGCAGUUGGAAUUUCCUUACUUUUCCAUACCCUACUUUUUAGAAUUAAUUUUGGAAAUACCUGCUUUUCUAUUUUUAGAAAACAGUAUUUUAGAACUGUGUUAAUAGUCUGUCAACAUAGAUAUUUUUGCAAACUUUAUUUCUCAUUUACCAUACUUUUUAAGACCUGGAAAUUGAUCAAACUACUUCCAUACUUUUCCAUACUUUCCAUACUUGUGUUGGAACCCUGUGCUGGACUGUAGGACUGACUGACUGACUCCUAAAGUUACUGCUUCACUCAAAUCUCAGUUUUCUUUAAUGUGGCUCUAAUAUUCUGCUGGAGGGGGCACUGAGUAUUUGUGUGUGUGUGUGUGUCCCAUAGAUGAGCCAGCUCUGGGUGAGAAUUACCCCAGCCAAACAGAGAUGGCCCUCAUCUACCAAUCAGCUGCCUGGAUCUUAGCAGGCCUCCUCCUGGCCAUCAUUAUCUUCCUCAUCGUGGCGUUGCUCAUAAACAAGAAAAAGAAGUGGGUGCAGAUGUCCUGCUACAGUGCACCAAAGAAGGUGAGACUUUAUCUGUAAAUCACAUAAAGUAGGUCAUUAGUUUGAAGCUCUGGCUCUUGAUCUUCCAGCUUCUGCUACAACAAGUGCUAAAGCUGUCAUGACUUUAGGAUUAAUGUAGCUUCCUUUUGCUCUUUGGACCUCUAAAAGGUCAGGUCCGUCAUAAAAUCUACCAUAAAAUGAGUUUGUUAUGUCAGAAAAUGAACACAAGCUGACAUCAACAAAGUAAGCUUUCAUCACCUACUCGCUGUCAAUCUGAAUUAUGAUGUCAUCUCAACAACAUGGGAUCAUGUUCUUUCUCCUUUUCCUGCUCAGACGGUGAUCCUAAAGAAACACGUGAAUAAGAACGCAGUCGUCUACAUGGAGCCCUCCAAGGAGAACAAGUUUCAGAACGUGAAGAACGACUGCGGCAUCAUCCACUUCUCUCCAGAAAUGAGCUCCUCCUGCGUGGACAAGAUGACCAUCCCCAGGGCCAAGCUGAGCAUGGGCAACGACUGGAUGCCACGUUAGCAAACACAUCAUUCGGACCCUUCAGAUCAGAGCUGUCCGGCCCCUCCCACUCUCUGUCACUGCUGGAUCAAAGAUUAAACACCUUGGACGCCAUGUUGCCCUCAACUUUUUCUCUGUGUGACAGUUCAACUGAGGAUGUUCUCCAAGAGACUAGGAGAGUGAUCUGUUUCUAUUAUUUUGUGACCAUAUUUGCCUGUUUUUGGAUCUUUCAAGAGGAGUGAGGCACUGGGAGGCGGACCAGUGGGUGGACUUAUUUAGGACAUGGCCACUCAGGGCUCUGCUUUAAAACCAGAGGAGGUGGCAGCCACAGAGGCUCCUCUGUCAGAAUCAGACUUUGACUGUGAACUUUGUAAAAUUAUUGCUCAUUAUUGCCUCCUUUGAAACUGGAACUCUGAGGCAAUAAGAGGAGCAUAAAAAAGCUUUAGGACAGGGGUUUGGGCUGGAGUUAAAGGGGGUUUAGAGGACGCUGCCCCGUCUUUGCUCAGCAGUGUUUCUUGGAUGUAAUCAUCUUCAUCAGCAGGGAGGCCAAAGGAACUGAUAAUCCUCUCAGAUCAAAAUUGAGUUCAAAAGCCAAACCAUCCCAAGUCAGCAGGCUUUAUAUAGACCCCCUUGGCCAAACCCCUGCUUUAGAAAGUGUGGUUUCCAUCUCCCUUUUUGUAUAUUUCUACAGUGUUUGUACUUGUUGUAGUGUUGUUCUUGGCCUUCUCUUGUUUUUAUUAUAGGCCAGAAUGAAAUAUUUUGAAGAUGCCAGUCUAAACAUUCCCCCCCGAUUAAGUUCAGGAAGGACAAGCUUCCUAAAUAAUAGCCUACCUUCAGAUGACCCGAGUCAUUCCAUUCAGAAAACUCAGACAACAAACCACAGCCCUAUGAAAGGAAACAUUUGAAUUCACUCUGCAAAACUCACCCGCAAUACAGAGGCCAACAGGCUUCGUCUUUCUAGGGCUCAUCCAGAAGGAAUCAGCCCCUCAGCUGUGCUUCAUCAUUUUGAAAAUCACAGAGCGGAGUCAAAGCAGAGUGAUGUGGAUCCUGGGAGAACGUUGUUUGGUUGAAUGCAGAGGAGAGAAAAUAACGCCAGAGGCUUCAUCUGGACUGUUGGAGAGUGUCUUUGUACCAUGCCUCACUUCAGAGCUUCAUUCAGAUGUGUGUGCGUGUGUGUAUGUGUGCGUGUGUGUGUGUGUAUGGAGCUACUGUUCACAGUGAAUGUUAAAAAUGGUGAGUAAUGAUUCGAUAAAAGGGCCUGUGUCCACUAAAAGCAUUUUAUUUUUGCUCAGGCAGUUGCAACAACCUCCACAUCAGUGUGCCUCUAUUCAGCCCUUGCUAUCGCUUGGUUAUUUAAGUUAUACUUCUAUGGCACUUCUGCUGCCCUUGGUUGUGAUUGUCUAUUUAAAAUUGCUUUACGGUUGAGUUUCGCUUUUUCUGGAGGAAGUUUUAUAAAUAAUUCAAAAAUAACAGAAAGGAAUCAUCCUGGCCUUAGCAGCAGCUCCGGACCUCUAAAUUAUACCCUCAUAGAGACAAGCUUGAUCAUUUCCUCUACUUCUGCUGUUGACAAAGUUAACAUCAGAAGUUCUGCCUCUUCUUGAUUUUGUGAUGGAGAAGUGAUACCAACAAGCGUGGUUGUUCUCCAGACUAUUUUCAACUGAGAGCACACAGUAUCAAAAUAGUGGGAGUUUUGCAUAGAGGAUGCCGAGUACUGGAAACUCUGAACAACAUUGAUUUUGUACGGCAAGUGCAAAAAUACUUUUGGAGUGGACACAUUCCCUGAGUAGCCUUAAUUCUUUGGCCUUAAUACAUUUUCUUUUUUGGUGUUUUGUUCUCACAAAACUGCUAUACCAGAUCAAGAAGAGCAACAUAUCCACUCGAUAGUGAAACAUAGUUAUUGUACAGUUUCAUACCGUAAAUUGUUUCUCUGCACUCUUCAUGCAAGAAAACUAUGGGAUAAGGAAACAUAGGGGUGUUACAGGAGCUGGAUAGUAACUGUACAUAAUGGUGCAUAUACCACCUUUAGAGCAUGUAAAAGAGACAUAGCACUUUUUAAAGAGCCCGUUUGGAAAGCACCCUGCAGGAUUCCUGGAGGGAGAAAGACCCUAAUCAGGAAUUUGAUAGGCAUAUUAGGCACACAGAGAUGUGAACAUGCUGAAGCAGGAAGAGGCUCUGCAGUGAUACGAGCAGCAGGGGUGAGAUCUGAAUGUGAGAAGAGUUACGUAACAAAAUGUGGGUUCAAUCGAAAAAAAAAAAAAAGUUUUGGAUCAGAGUUCUCAAACUAUUGCCAAUUCUUUCAAUACAAAGACCAUUCUGAUGCCAAAAUUGGUUGGAGACCAAUUUAUAGUGAAGUGUUUUACUCAGUAGAUCUGUGUCUGUUUGAAUCAUGACUAUGUGCUUUAAAAUGAAGAGGCGACUGUAAAAGCUUAAGCAGUUCUUUGUUCUUCUUUUUGUGUAAAAAAGUAGUUUAAAUUAGUAGGACAGAAGAGUACCUUAUUUAUUUUUUCACAUAGCUUUAUUUAUUAAUACUAUAGUUUGAGUUUUUUUUUUUUUCUGAAAUAUGAACUUUUGGUAGCCAAAGCUGCUGUAUAUUGUAGACUAUUUACCGUUUCUAUCUGCUCUAUUCUAUACCACCUUAUUUAUUUGGCUGUGUCAAACCUUGUAAAUAUGUUUCCUAGAUGAUGAAAUGUAACAUUUCCAUGUAUUUUGAAAAUAAAUGUGUGAACCAAAGCA
Xyrichtys novacula (pearly razorfish) is the source of this 40085-nucleotide messenger RNA. Lineage: Eukaryota; Metazoa; Chordata; Actinopteri; Labriformes; Labridae. The record is from the annotation of a GenBank genome assembly.